AUGACUCGACCUUUGCUCGCGGUGGUUUCGAAAAGUUCGUUUUGGACCCUGAGUGUAGCUCAUGGAUCUAAGAAAUCACUUCAUCGACAAAGAAGCAGAGAUUCUGUAGUUUAUGACGUCCAUUCAAGGGAAGCUUUGAAGUCAAAGCAAGUUUACGUUUUUGGUAUCUCAGCAACUGGAGCUCUCGGUAAUCAGGAAUAUCUUGGUCUUCAUGGUAAACCUGGUGUUGGAGGUGUAUCACGGCCUACGCCUUUGAGACAUUCGUCGUCUUUAGGUGUUCCGUUAAAAGCUGCUUGUGGAUAUGGCUUCACAACAUACAUAUGUGGGGGAAAUCAUGGGGAUUUUGGCGUCUACGGCUGUGGGAUCAACAGUGACGGCCAAUUAGGAUCACAGUCGGUUGGAUUAAAAACCAAACUUCCUACAGGCAACUCAGUGAAUGUUGUUCCUGAACUGGUGAGAAUCGCUAUUCGUCUUGAUAAUACGCAAAAACAAAUAUAUCGUCCUUCUCAUGUAGCAUGUGGUCGAGCACAUACUAUUAUAUCCUAUGAAAAUUUGAAAGAGUCGAAUAGUGAUACACCUCCUCUUGUUUUCAGCCUGGGUAACAAUGUUUUUGGGCAGUGUGGAAGAGAAAUAAUUCCUGGCGAAAAGUACGAUCGUGAUAUGGAAGUUAUAACAAAAAUAGUCUUGCCACCAGAAAUAAAAUCUAUCAAACAAUUAGUUUGUGGUCAAGACCAUACCUUGUUACUCAGCUCAGAUGGUGUUGUUUAUUCCUGUGGACUUGGAUCAGAUGGUCAGACUGGUUUAGGUCAUUAUAAUGUGGUUGAUCGAUUUACUGCUGUAAAAGGUUCAUUGGUGAAUGAACGUGUUUGUUUGAUAUCGUCUCGUGGUGAUACUGUUCUUGCUCUUACUGAAUCAAAUAAAUUAUUUGCUUGGGGUAAUAAUGAAUAUGGUCAAAUAUGGCCAUUAGAUCAAGAUGUACAAGUUUCAGAACCUGUUCACUUAAAUUUAGAUCAUUGUAUUGUACCAGUAGAAUCUCAUUUAUCUUCAGAUAAUGUUCAUGUAGGUGAAAUACAAUCAAUUGCUUGUGCCGGUUCUAUGUGUUGUAUUGUUAAUAAAAUUGGACAGGUAUUCGUUUGGGGCUUUGGAUGUAUUGGAUUAGGUCCAAAGGUUACUUGUUCACCUCGUCCAACAUUGAUUCCACCUGGUUUAUUCAUACCAGCUAUCGUAAAUAGUGAAUCUUGUAUUAAUUAUGUUGUUGCUGGUCUACAUCAUUUUAUUGUUCAAAGUAAUGAUGGUUUAUUAUGGGCCUGGGGUGCUCCACGUGGUGGUUUAUAUUGUCUAGGCUUAGGUAAACAAAUUACAAGUAAUUCUGUUAAUCAAACCUACCCAGUUCCAUUACUUCUUCCAAUUAAAUCUAAAGAUGUAGUAUGUGGUGUUGAUCAUACUGUUGUGAUUGGCAAAUCAUUUGGUUAAUAUUUGCUCAUUGCUCCUUGUUCAUAUAUUAUUUAUUGUAAAUAUAUAUACAUUUCCUCACGGAACUAGUACUUUAACAACAAAAAUCCUCAUAUAUAUAUAUAUAUAUAUAUAUAUAUAUAUAUAUAUACGAUUGUACAGUUUGAUAAUAAAUAAUUGAAGAGGUCCCCAUAUAUAUACAUUGUAAUUCUACCCUUCUGUAUUACAUAACUAUUAUUCAAGAAUUGUAUGUUUGAUAGUUCAGUCUGUAUUGUAUUAUUCGCAUUACAAUUUUGUAUAAUAAAAAUACAUUGGGAAAAUAUGUUUUACUUA
Molecule: messenger RNA, 1785 nt
Organism: Schistosoma spindalis
Lineage: Eukaryota; Metazoa; Platyhelminthes; Trematoda; Strigeidida; Schistosomatidae
Source: the annotation of a GenBank genome assembly